Messenger RNA from Dioscorea cayenensis subsp. rotundata (Guinea yam), 4251 nucleotides. RefSeq lists its product as uncharacterized. The transcript has 5 exons. Bases 349 to 1971 code for a protein of 540 amino acids. NCBI's taxonomy places the organism in Eukaryota, Viridiplantae, Streptophyta, Magnoliopsida, Dioscoreales, Dioscoreaceae. The record is from RefSeq and is a predicted model, not a curated record. Gene Ontology annotation, biological process: negative regulation of flower development; shoot system development; negative regulation of DNA-templated transcription.
UCUCUCUCUUUCUCAUACCCUCAAAACCCUAACCCAAGAGAGAGAGAGAGAGAGAGAGAGAGAUAAAGGGACAAAAGAAAAGCUAGGGUUUUCCCAUGCCUUUGGUUCCCAAAUUCUAACCCUUUCUCGGGAUCGAUCUAUCUUGCAACGCGGACCACCAUCUGUAUCGCAUGGAGAUCGAGCUGGUUGUCUUGGCCGCUUGUUUUCCAGUGGAGUAGAAGGUCGGAGUUUGUGGAAUAAGCUGAGGAUUUGAGGCCUGUUCUUAAACGUCAGCAUUUUGGAAGUUAACAUCUUUUGUACACCUAUAGGGCGUGCUCGAAAGAGAUAUUAUUAUGUUGGUUUCACGGGAUGGAAGUGAGCUACGUGGAGGACCUCAACUGUGGGACAAUGUCCCCCGGUUUUGCUCCGCAGCCUGUUCCUUCAAGAAUUGAAUUGAAGCCUGUUGAUCUAGCUGCAGCUGAUGAUGAAAAAGAGACAAACAAAUGCGAGCAUUUCACCAUUCGUGGUUAUGUUGCUGAAGUUCGUAAGAGAGAUACAAAGAUUGGUUGUCCAUUUGCUUUGCUUCAAAAGCAUAUCCCGGAUCAACAUGCCUGCUCGCUUCCUCCUUUGUCCAUAACUAAAUUUAGAUGGUGGAAUUGUCAUAACUGUCUUCACAAUUCAUUAUCUGCUGAAACUGCAGUAUCAGAUGGGGUGUUUACGGGUGCUGCAAAUGGUGAAGGAAAACAUCAGAUUUUUUCCUCUGAGGCAAAUGAGAAUGUUGCAUCACAUCCUUCUGGCCUCCCAAAACAAUCUGAUGGCAAAAGCUCUGAUGAAAGAUCAACUGAAGCCGGUCGCUCUUCAACUGUAAGCAGUAGUGGGUUCAACCCUCAGUUACAUUAUGGAAAGAAAGAAAAUGAGUCUCUAAUUGCCGAGCUUGGCAAAGGAGGUUGUGUAAUAUCCAGUGGUUAUUGUGAUAAUUCUCAAGAAAAACAGAAUCUGUUAGGGAAACCUGGUCUGGCACAUGCAGAGGGUGAAAUAAUACAGCCAAUAGAGACAGGUCAAAGGGAAAAAAUUUUCUGUGCAGAAGGUUCUGAAACUGCUUAUCAAGGAAAGGACAAUCCUGAAAUGAUAGUAGAUGUGAAAACAAUGGUAAACGAGUUAAAUUAUGGUAUCAGUGGCCGUGAAAUGCCUGGAGUCAUUCCUAUCUCCUGCAGCAACAUUAUUGCAGCACCAACCGAGAAACAUGGCCGCAUUCUUGCUGGAAUAACCGACUUAAAGGAGCCAUGUAAUAGUACUGCCAUAAAAUGUGUCUUGCCAAUGGAUGCUGUUUCUCCUUCCCAUGCAUCUGAUGACUGCAAUGCGUCAAAUGUUGACAUGCAGCUGGUUUAUAAUAGGAUUGAAACUGAAAAUGAUGCCAGCCAAAGCACUUCAAAUGCAAAUUUGCAGCAUAGGAAAGCUCGCAAAGUGCGACUUUUGAAUGAUAUUUUAAAAGGCGAGGAAUCACGUGUGGCUGACAAAGUUUUUGAUUGUUAUGCUGAUGAAAAAACAAAUGAAAAUAAGAAUUGCAAAGGAAAAAGGCCAGAUGCACAGAAAAGGAAAGCAACAUAUUUGCAUCAUAACAAAUAUUAUGCUACCAAGAAAAAUAGAGUAAAGCCCACAAGGCACCAUUAUAGUAAUGAAUUACAUCAGGAUGAAGAUGAUGGGCCUUCCCUAAUGCAUUGGUUACAGAAGCGAUGCAAGAAGUCUCUCUCUUUAAAGGGAGAUAACGAAAUCAAUCAUGGUGGAAAUGAGGUCGGUUUAACUAAGAUUUCUGGUGAUGCAUCUCCGAUGGUUCAUCAUGUUGAAAGUUGUGGAAUGAGAGAAGAAAAAACAGUUAUCAGGGAAAGGAAGCAAGCAGAAUCUUUGACAUCAAGUCAAAUUCUCCAACAACGGAGCAUGAAUGGCAAGAAUAAAAUGAUCAUUGAAAGAUCUACCAACCAAAGAAUGCAGUAACAAAACAGUACGUACUACAGAAGGAGCUGGGAUCUCUGAGAAUAAUGUGCACCAUUGCCAUGAAAUUCUAAGUGACACCCUCAAAAAGGUUAUACUUAAAAAGAAGAAAAGCAAGGCACCACGAGGCCAAGAUGAUCCUUCUCAGAAGCUAAGGUUGAAGGGAUCUUUUGGUGGGCACAAGAGCAAACCAAUCAAUAAUUUUAAAGUGAAGAAAAAGAUUAUGAAGCAAAGAACCAUGCAGGAAGGCAAGCUUGAAGCUGCAGAUGACUUUCCAAUGGAUAUAGUUGAACUCUUGGCUAGAAACCAACAUGAAAGGCGUUCGUUAAAUGCUGACAUUGCUGCUGAAAAGUUGCAAAACUUAUCAGAGAUGGCUGAAAAAUUGACGGAUUAUAAGUUUCUAGAUGACUUCAAAGAUCAGGGACACAAGGUAUCACAUCAACUAGAUAAGAAUCUUUCCCAGCAAAAAUCUCUGCCCAACAAUGAAGAAGAUAAUGCUCCACCUCCUGUUAGGAUUGACCUGAGUGUGGGCCAUCGGAUGAAUGACUACCAUUCUUUUAGCUAUGCUAAGCAAGGGCUGUUUCUUGCCUCUGAAGUGCCCAAAGCACUUUCACACAACAGUGGUCAUCCAAUAACUGAAGGCCAACAUCCAGUUGGCACGAUGAUCAACUGCCUUCCACACAAGUUUUGCUGCGAUAGAGUCGCUUUGCAUGCCUCACAAUCAUUUCAGACAGCUAAUGCAGGAACAGAUCAACAUUCAUUGAGAAAUACCCACUACAUGCCAUCAGUCCCAAUUAGUAGCUCGAACCUUGGACUUGUCACUGGAAAACCCAUUGAUUACUUCAUUCAGGAAAGUCUCUUCCCAUUUCCUGAAGGAAGCCUCAGGACUGCUGCUGACAAGACUAAUAGUCAAGUAACAAUGAACCCAAGCGAUGCCCGGCCUCAUAUGCAGAAGAGGAAGGCUCUUGAAUCUUCAAUCCACAGGAAAACAGCUCAGCAUUCUAUGUCCAUGUUUGCAAAUGCAGGUGAGUGCCAGUCGAGAUUUAUGAUGCCAUUGAAUACAAACACCAAUGACACAACCGCAGCAAUGCAUAUGUUAACACUGACUAAUUGGGCGGCAUAUUCGAGAGAACAUCUCUGUGGAGCACCUAUGGAUUUGAACGCAUAUGGUUCUCAUCAUGAAUCAGAAUUUCAUUAUGCUGAUAUCAACACAUAUAAGCACCCAUGGAUAAAUGGAAAUCCUGAUCAAGAACUGCAACCAGGAAAUUCAUGCAAAUCCUAUUCGUCCAGUUCCCAGAGUUGGUGCGCUAGAUUCUUUAUUGCAUGAAGAACUAUCUACUAAUUCUAACAAUUGUAGAGCACCAUGUAGUUUCAAGGAUGGGCAUUCCAAUCAGCUGUCAUCUUUCAAAACAAAUAGGCCAUUGAAAAUGAAAGACUCGGAAUCAAAGUCCCAAGCGAAAAUGGCAAAUUGUCAGAUAUCCACUUCUAGAGAUGAGGAAUUCUGAACAUAUAGUGGCUUCUUCAGAUUCUCAUCCAUAUGCUGGAGGAGGUUCACAGGGAAGGAUUGCUGCUGCAUCUUCAACUGGGAUCAAGAGCAAAGGCGGGACAGUUCAUCCUUGUAAAAGUGCAUACAGUACGACCAUCUGUGUUGUUAACAGAAAUCCUGCCGACUUUACCUGUCCAGAUGAAGACAGUGAGUACAUGGUAGGGUAUGAAUGGUUGAAGCCUAGAGAUAAACUCUCCUCCGAAAGUAUACGCUGUUCAUCCCGUGUAGAUGGUCAGAAACGAAGGAAAGUGAAGAAGCUCGCCGCAUUGAAAGGGAUCAUGAGAAGCUGAUUUCUUUUCGAUUAAUCAGAUCUCUUAUGGUGGAAAUAGUGGUUUUUAUUUUACAAAAGAAGUUAGAAUAAAUAUAACCUGCGAUCCUAAAAUAACGGACAGACUUGCAUAAAUACUCAGGUUUCCCCUUGCAACACUUGGGCCUUUAAUGCACAUAAUGAGCUUGAAGAUGAGAAACAUGACUUCAGUCAUGAAUGAGGUGUGUGUUAGCAUUUGCUGAAGUUUUAUGAUGGCGCACAAAUAAUAUCCGUUGUAAUUAAAUUAUCGAAUUUGAGUUGCUUGUGUUGCCCUUGAUGUUUUUACAGGGUUAUAAUGUGUUCUCCAAUAAGUCCGUGAUGAUACAUUUGUCUUGUAACUGGUUAAAAAGUCUUGUAUGUUUCAGUGUUUGAUGCUUUGUAUAUAGCAUAGAUAAUAUAUAUAACAGGGUUGUGACCCUUCUGUGAGUAA